Molecule: messenger RNA, 2658 nt
Organism: Sturnus vulgaris (Common starling)
Lineage: Eukaryota; Metazoa; Chordata; Aves; Passeriformes; Sturnidae
Gene: RIPK4
Product: receptor interacting serine/threonine kinase 4
Biological process (GO): protein phosphorylation
Molecular function (GO): ATP binding; protein kinase activity; protein binding
Source: RefSeq, a predicted model, not a curated record
GGCACGGCAGCGGCCAUGGCGAGGGACGGCGGCUCCCCCUGGGCCAUGGGGCUGCUCAAAACCUUCGAGGAGAGCGAGUUCAGCAGCUGGGAGAAGAUCGGCUCGGGAGGGUUCGGCCAGGUGUAUAAAGUGCGGCACCUCCACUGGAAGACCUGGCUCGCCAUCAAGUGCUCGCCCAGCAUCCAUGUGGAUGAGAAGGAGCGCAUGGAGUUACUGGAAGAAGCCAGGAAGAUGGAAAUGGCAAAGUUUCGCUACAUCCUUCCUGUUUAUGGCAUCUGCAGAGAGCCAGUGGGUUUGGUCAUGGAGUACAUGGAAACAGGGUCCCUGGAAAAGCUCCUGGCGUCCGAGCCCCUGCCCUGGGAAUUGCGCUUCCGCAUCAUCCACGAGACAGCCGUGGGGAUGAACUUCCUGCACUGCAUGUCCCCCCCUCUGCUCCACCUGGACCUCAAGCCUGCAAACAUCCUGCUGGAUGCCCACUACCACGUCAAGAUUUCUGACUUUGGGCUUGCAAAGUGCAAUGGGUUGUCCCAUUCCCAUGACAUCAGCAUGGAUGGUUUGUGUGGCACGAUUGCCUAUCUUCCUCCAGAGCGCAUCAAGGAGAAAAACAGAUGUUUUGACACCAAGCAUGAUGUGUACAGCUUUUCCAUAGUGGUUUGGGGAGUCCUUACACAGAAGAAGCCUUUUGCAGAGGAAAACAACAUUUUACAUAUUAUGGUAAAAGUAGUUAAAGGCCACCGCCCAGAGCUACCUGCUGUUUCCAAAUCCAGACCUCAUUCAUGUAAUAACUUGAUCAAACUGAUGCAAAAAUGUUGGCAAGAUGAUCCUGGUGAACGGCCAACAUUUCAAGAAAUCACUUCAGAAACAGAGGCCCUUUGUGAAAAACCAGAAGAUGAAACAAAAGAGAUGAUAACUCAGGACCUGGACACCAAGAAUGCCCCAGAGCAGCAGCCUGAGGGGAUUUGUGCACUUUCCCAGAAGAAGCAGGAGCCUGCUCUACUCUCAGUGAAGGAUUACAGUCUGUCAGAGUUGUUGUCCCAGUUGGAUUCAGGGAUUUCACAGACUAUGGAAGGCCCUGAGGAUCUCAGCCGCAGCUCUUCUGAGUCCAAACUUGCCUCCAGUGACAAGCGGCUUUCAGGAGUUUCAUCUGUAGAUUCAGCUUUUUCAUCCAGAGGAUCCCUUUCCCUUUCCUUUGAAAGGGAGAGUUCAGAUAUUGGCACUACAGACAUACAGAAGAGAAAGCUAACGGAGGCAAUUUUAUCCGGAGAUACCAGCAAGCUGAUGAAGAUCCUCCAGCCUCAAGAUGUUGAUAUUGUUUUAGAUGGGAACUCCAGUCUUCUGCACUUGGCUGUUGAAGCAGGCCAAGAAGAAUGUGUCAAAUGGCUCCUGCUGUACAAUGCUAACCCUAACCUCACCAACAAGAAAGGGUCCACCCCUCUUCACAUAGCCAUCGAGAAGAAAUUCAAAAGCAUCGUGGAGCUGAUUAUGGCCAGGAAAAUCAACGUCAACGCCAAAGACGAGGACCAGUGGACCGCUCUUCACUUUGCUGCCCAAAACGGGGACGACUUCAGCACCAAAAUGCUGCUUGAUAAGAACGCGUCCUUAAACGAGGUGGAUUUCGAGGGCAGAGCCCCCAUCCACAUAGCCUGCCAGUACGGCCAGGAGAACAUCGUGCGCAUCCUGCUGCGGAGAGGCGUCAACGUCAACAUCAAGGGCAAGGACGACUGGGUGCCCCUUCACUACGCCGCCUGGCAGGGCCACCUCCCCAUCGUCAAGCUGCUGGCCAAGCAGCGCGGCGCCGACGUCAACGUGCAGACCCUGGACGGAAGGACCUCGCUGCACCUGGCCGCCCAGCGGGGUCACUACCGCGUGGCCCGGCUCCUCAUCGACCUGGAGUCGGAUGUCAACGUCAGGAACGGGCUGCUGCAGACUGCUCUGCACAUCGCCGCCGGGACCGGCCACACGAGCACCUCCAGGCUGCUCCUCAAGCACGGCGCCGACAUCGAGGCGGCCACGGCAGAAGGAUACACGGCCCUGCACUUGGCAUCCCGCAGCGGCCACUUGGCCACGACAAAGCUGCUGCUGGAUGAAAGGGCCAGCGUUCUGGCCAGAGGCCCUUCAAACAGGACAGCGCUGCACCUCGCUGCGGAGAAUGGGCACUCUGAGGUGGUGGAGGAACUUGUGAGCGCAGAAAAUAUCAACGUUUCUGACAGCGAGGGGUUCACGGCUCUUCACCUGGCUGCGCGAGGGGGGCACGCGAAGGCGGUGGAGGUUCUCCUCAAGCACGGGGCUCACACUGACAUGCCCAGAGCCAAGUGCCACACCCUGCUCCCACCUGCUCAGCAGAGCAGGAGUAGCUCGCUUACGGUGUUGUUAAGUGACACUUAAGCACGAGGUGCAGAGCCGUGUUUUUUCACCUGGUGUGAGGAGGCUGCUGCAGCUCAGGGCCUCCUCCAGCUGCGCAGGGAUGCGCUCACCAGCGGUGGCAGCUGAUGGACUGAGGUGUUUGAGUGUGACUGAGGCCAGGAGGGCUGGAGUCUGCCCUGGUCUGUGUCAUUCAUUCUGUGCCUGCCCACCCUGCCUGGAUCCAGACAUUCUCCUUCCAAGGAUGUUGUGAGAGAAGGAUGUGCCUUGUGUGUUACCCCUGCUUUUUUUUUUUUU